Messenger RNA from Sorex fumeus (smoky shrew), 3388 nucleotides. It is a transcript of the gene ANKRD35, whose product is annotated as ankyrin repeat domain 35. The coding region runs from base 101 to 3037 and encodes 978 amino acids. The transcript is spliced from 14 exons. NCBI's taxonomy places the organism in Eukaryota, Metazoa, Chordata, Mammalia, Eulipotyphla, Soricidae. The record is from RefSeq and is a predicted model, not a curated record. Gene Ontology annotation, molecular function: actin binding.
UCCCGCACUGCCUGCUGCAGCCCAGCGAGUCCCGUGGGUCGGAGAACCCGUGGCCCCACUCUCCGCGCGUCCCCGUCCCCCCGUGGCCCUGGCCUCGGCCAUGAAGCGCAUCUUCUCCUGCUCCAGCUCACAGGUGGCGGUGGAGCGAUGGAACCGCCGUGACCAGAAGCUGCUGGAGGCCGUGCAACGGGGGGAUGUGGGACGCGUGGCAGCCCUGGCCUCCAGGAAGUCAGCCCGACCCACCAAGCUGGACCCCAGUGGCCAGUCCCCGUUCCAUCUCGCAGCCUCCAAGGGCCUGACAGAAUGUCUGAUGCUGCUGCUGGCCAAUGGGGCUGAUAUCAACAGCAAGAAUGAGGAUGGCAGCACCGCCUUGCACUUGGCUACCAUCUCCUGCCAGCCUCAGUGUGUCAAGGUCCUGCUGCAGCACGGAGCCAAUGAAGAUGCUGUGGAUGCAGAGAACCGAAGUCCACUGCACUGGGCAGCCUCCUCAGGCUGUGCUUCCAGUGUGCUUCUGCUGUGUGACCAUGAAGCUUUCCUGGACGUCCUGGAUAAUGACGGACGCACCCCGCUGAUGAUUGCCUCCCUGGGGGGUCACGCAGCGAUCUGCUCACAACUGCUGCAGAGAGGUGCCCGCGUCAACGUCACUGACAAGGAUGACAAGUCGGCGCUGAUCCUAGCCUGUGAGAGAGGCAGUGCAGAGGUGGCAGAACUGCUCCUGAGCCACGGGGCUGAUGCAGGGGCCCUGGACAGCACUGGCCACGAUGCUCUGCACUAUGCCCUGCGCACACAGGACCAGGCGCUGUGGGGGCUGCUGCAGCAGGCUCUGGACCGGCGGCGGCGGGGAGGUCAGGGGCUAGUUCAACACCCAGAUGCUGCAUCCAAGGCCUCUGCCUCUGAGCCUCAGGCUGGCUGCAGGCCUAAGAGUUCACGGAGAGCGGAGACCAACGCAGAGGAGCAGGGAGAGGAGGAGAGCCAUGGCCCUUGCUUGGAGGAGUGGAGGAGCAAGUACGAAGAGGAGCAGAGGAAAGUGUCUCAGUUGGAGCAGGAGCUGGAGAGGAAGACAGAAGCGUGCAGGGCUCAGGCAGAAGCCUACGUGGGCCUAGAGAACCAGAUACGAGAGCGAGCGCAAGAGCUGGGAAGCCUUUUAUCCCGGGAGGCUGGAGCCGGGGAUAGCCAUGGCUGCAGUGACAGGCCUGGAGGGGAUGGCAUGGAACAGGGCAGCGGGCCGCUGGAUCUUCUGGCUGAGCGCAUACAGGAGCUGAAGAGGCAGCAUCAGGCCACAGGGGCAGCUGCAACACCAGCCUUGACGGCGCACACUGCGGAGAAUGCAGGCCCCCAGGAGAACCUACAUCAGACCCGUGGCAAGGUCCGCCCGGAAGAAGAGGGAUCGUUGCAGAGCCCAAGGUCUGAGACCCCCAGGGAAGUCACCGCACAGCCAGUGACUGCCCUGAGUCCUGAGCGCGCCCACCAUGUGCGCACAGGUCAGGAGGGAAGAGCGCACGCCCCAGGGGCGGCCCCCGCAGUGGAGCCUGGGGGCUCCGCAGCCCUGAACCAGCUCCUGCUGCAGCUCCGGGAAGAGCUGGCGGCCGUCUGGCGAGAAAAGGAGGCUGCCCGGGGCGCGCUGUCCAGGUCGAGCCAGGAGGGAGCUGUGGGCAGCCCCAGGGCCGAAGCCGCCGCCGCAGCCUGGGAGAAGAUGGAGGCGAGGCUGGAGCGGGUGCUGGCGAGGCUGGAUCGGGCCAAGGCUGGGCUGCAGGCGAACGCUGAGGGGAAGGGAGCCACGGGAACCGUGGCGGAAGAAACCGAGGAGCGAGAGGACAGGGCCCCGGGGGUCCGCGGAGAGCCUCUGGGGGCGCCUGGAGCUGAGCACGGGCCUGGAGGAGGACUGGGCAAGGGGCAGCUGGAGAAGGAGGUGUCGGCGCUGAGGCUGAGCAACAGCAACUUGCUGGAGGAGCUUGGGGAGCUGGGGCGUGAGCGGCAGCGGCUGCAAGGGGAGCUGCGAGCCAUGAGCCAACGGCUGCAGCGCGAGUUCGUGCCGAAGCCCGAGGCACAGGUUCAGCUCCAGCAGCUGCGGCAGAGCGUGGGGCUGCUGACGGACGAGCUGGCCACGGAGAAGGAGGCCACGGAGAAGUUGCGGGCGCGCCUGGCUUCGCAGAGCAGUGGGCUGCGGGGGCUCUGGGACUGCCUGCCACCCGACCUGGUGGGCUCGGGCCCCACGGCCGCCGAGCCCCUGCACCAGCUGCAGGCUUGCGUCCGCGCCCUGGUGCAAGGGCACCGCGAAGCCCAACAGGUGCUGGCGCGAUUGCAGGAGGAAAACCAGCAGCUACGGGGCUUGUCUGGCCCUCAGGGAGAUCCCGGAGCCUCCCCCGGGGCUGCGGCCGCGCCCCAGGUGGCCGCUCUGGAGCAAGACCUGGGCAAGCUGGAGGAAGAGCUGCGUGCGGUGCAGGCCACGAUGCGCGGCAAGAGCCAGGAGAUCGGGAAGCUGAAGCAGCUGCUCUACCAGGCCACCGAAGAGGUGGCGGAGCUGCGCGCGCGGGAGGCGGCCAGCCUGCGGCAGCACGAGAGGACACGGGGCUCUCUGGUGGCGCAGGCCCAGGCGUGGGGUCAGGAGCUGAAGGCGCUGCUGGAGAAGUACAACGCCGCCUGCCGGGAGCUGAGCCGCCUGCGCGCCGCGGCCGCCGACGAGCGCCGCGGGGCCGCCGAGCACGAGCGCCGCGCCGGGGAGCUGCGUGCGCGCUCCGAGCAGUUCGAGAAGACUGCGGCGGCGCUGCGCGACAAAGUGGAGCAUCUGCUCGGGGCCUGCCGCGACAAGGAGGCCAAGAUCAAGGAGCUGUUGAAGAAGCUGGAGCAGCUCUCUGAGGAGGUCCUGGCAGUUAGGGGGGAGAAUGCCCGCCUGACGCUGCAGCUGCAGGAUUCCCAGAAGAAUCAUGAAGAGAUCAUCUCCACCUACAGGAACCAUCUGCUGAAUGCAGCUCAGGGCUAUAUGGAUCAGGAGGUAUAUAAUAUUCUACUGCGCAUACUCAGCAAGCAGGAGGAGUGAGGUCGUCUGUGCCUCGAGGGAGAUGGGAUUUUUCUGCUAAAGUAAGAGGCUCCCUGGUUGCCAAGACCCCAUCAGGCCCUGGUGCUGGGGAAUUGACCUCUAGGGGUGUCAUAGGGGUGGACCCCAGAAUGAAGACCUGAGCCUGAGAGCUGGAAUCAAGACGUGUGCCACAGGAGGUGUGGAUGCCAGCGCCUGGGCAAUAAAGCCGGAGGCAGGAUGGUGUCUGUCUGAUCUGUCGGAGGGGAGUAGGGGAGGAAAUCUGAAGUCAGCUGCUUUCAAACCUUUAUUAUGGUCCAUGGCAUAUGUUUUAGUCCUGUGUGUGCAUACCUGAAAUAAUAAUAAUCCUUAUUA